ACCUGUGAACGAUCACUUAACAGGGUAUGCUCAGCGUCUUGAUUCCGCAUUUUUGGAAUUAUGCCAUGGUUAUUAUCAGCAAAUGGCUAGAGUAAUUCGAUCUCAUAAGGACCAGUUAACAACAGCACAUCAGGGUUUGAAAACCAGACAUCAGUUUAAAUUGGGUGUUCUGUCAGAAUUGCGACAAGAUCCGAAUAUUGCACAUAAGCAUUAUACACAAGCAUACUUAGCACUUGAUGAAAUACGAAUAAUAGACAAUAAUUGUUUAGAAAUUAAAACUGUGGCUGGAUACAUAAAUUAUAAAUUAUGUCGUACUAUGUUUCAACUUAAUUUACCUAGAGAUGCUAUUAGUCAAUUUAAAUCACACAUUGAGAGAUACAAAACACGCAUUGGUUGCAGGGAAUUGGAGUUUGAGCAUUAUUCUUGGUUGAGCGCACAAUAUUUUGCAUUUGCUGAACUGUUUAAUGAAGCUGUAGAUAAAGGUUUACCAGCAAUACAAACACAACAUCCAGGAUAUUAUUAUCAAGACGCUGCACGACAUAGUAUUUUGAGAAGAAAAUCAAUUGCAAUAUUAGCUCCCAACAUAUCAAAAGAGUUGCAG
This is a messenger RNA of Ctenocephalides felis (cat flea), 601 nucleotides long. Its product is annotated as trafficking protein particle complex subunit 11-like. The record is from RefSeq and is a predicted model, not a curated record. The transcript is spliced from 4 exons. Gene Ontology annotation, cellular component: cytoplasm. NCBI's taxonomy places the organism in Eukaryota, Metazoa, Arthropoda, Insecta, Siphonaptera, Pulicidae. The annotation marks the transcript as partial.